AUGAGGGCGUUCAUAGACGUCGUCAAUACCAAUUUACGAGCUGUGCAAUCACUAGCUUCAAAUCAGCAAGUGUCAGAUGGCAUACUCUUGCAUCUGGUAUCCUCAAAGCUCAAUACAGACACGAAGGCCAAGUGGGAGGAAGAGGUUACCCACUUGUUUGAUCAGCGAUCAACUGCCAUGAGUUUUCAUCUGCCCACUUGGGAGGACUUAGCAAAAUUCUUAGAACGUCGUUGUCAAAUUGCAGAUAUUUUGGAAGCCUGGCAGCCUAAAACACUCAUGCCAAGAACUCAGCUAACAACAUAUAGGCACAACAAACGUGACGAAAAAUGGGCUAUGGUGACUACCAAACAAGCAAAGUGUGAAUUUUGCAAUGCGGUUCCCCAUCAUAAUGCCUUCAAAUGCGACACGUUCCGUGCAAUGGAUUCUCUUGCAAGAUAUAACUGUGUGAAAAGACUGAACUUGUGCCUGAAUUGCCUUGGAUCAGGUCAUAAAUCGAAUGAUUGUCCUUCAGUCCAUCGCUGUAAACACUGCAAUGUAAAACAUCAUACACUAUUACAUCGAAAUGAUUCAGCCAUUACCAACAUAUCACCAAGAGCAGGUUUGCUCUCAUCAUCUGCUCUUAAGAGUAACUCGAAAGGGCGUAGAUAUCGACGUCAGUGGAAUAGGUCAAAGGACAGCAAAGGCACAACAUUUAUGUUGCAUAAUGUUGAAGAGUAUAGUGCCACCAUUGAUGCACUAAUCAUACCAUCCAUUACGUCAUGUCAACCUAGUCGUCGCAUCGAUCAGGCAACCAUUUCGAUUCCAGAUACCAUUUCCAUCGCUGAUCCGACAUUCAACAUACCAGGACAGAUUGACAUACUCAUUGGAGCAGGAUUAUUUUUUGAGAUACUUAGUAAGGGCCAAAUACGUCUCAAUGGUCCAGUAAUACAAAAUACCAAAUUUGGUUGGGUGGUUGCAGGUGCAAUUCCUGCGCACGUAACAUCAGCAGCUGAUCCAUCACCUCCAUACAAAGCAUUCACAUCAGUCACAUCAGAGUCCAUUUUAGAUAAGCUCCUGGAAAGGUUUUGGGCAAUCGAAGACAUUCCAACAUCGUCAUCGUCGACUCUAUCAUCGGAUGAGCUGGAAUGGUCUGCCGUGCAGCGUAAGCGGUUUGCUGUAUCGCAGCCCUACGAAAGGCGUACAGCAGUCCCACAUUCCACCAGCGCAACGAUAUCCAACCAUGCUACUGCGGAUCCAAAUGCCAGAAAGAGCGGAAUUUCAGGUCCAGAAAUAGCUAAUGAGGGAGGUGAAAGUGGUAAUGACAAGAGUUCACCAAAGUAUUGCGCGCAUCACGGGAGAUGCUCUGAGUCCUGA
This is a messenger RNA of Anastrepha obliqua, 1353 nucleotides long. RefSeq lists its product as uncharacterized. NCBI's taxonomy places the organism in Eukaryota, Metazoa, Arthropoda, Insecta, Diptera, Tephritidae. The record is from RefSeq and is a predicted model, not a curated record. Gene Ontology annotation, molecular function: nucleic acid binding; zinc ion binding. The coding region runs from base 1 to 1353 and encodes 450 amino acids. The transcript has 4 exons.